Molecule: messenger RNA, 1586 nt
Organism: Pelecanus crispus (Dalmatian pelican)
Lineage: Eukaryota; Metazoa; Chordata; Aves; Pelecaniformes; Pelecanidae
Source: RefSeq, a predicted model, not a curated record
CUUGUGAUGAAUGGAAGAUUUUACCAAAACCUAAUCUGCAUCGAGAUGUCAACAGAUUUGGUCAUACUGCUGUUGUCAGUAAUGGGUCCAUGUAUAUAUUUGGGGGUUUUUCGAGUGUUCUUUUAAAUGACAUCCUUGUGUACAAGCCUCCAAACUGUGAAGCAUUCAGAGACGAAGAGCUGUGUAAAAAUGCUCGUCCAGGGAUAAGGUGUCUGUGGAACAAGAAACAUUGUGAAUCCUGGGAAUCUGGACAUGCUAAUAACAUCCUUAGAGCAAAAUGUCCUAAGAAAACAGCUGCUGCGGAUGACAGAUGUUACCGAUACGCAGACUGUGCGAGCUGUACUGCCAACACAAACGGGUGCCAGUGGUGUGAUGACAAGAAAUGCAUUUCAGCAAAUAGUAACUGUAGCAUGUCAGUUAAAAACUACACCAAAUGUCAUGUGAGGAAUGAGCAGAUCUGCAAUAAACUGACCAGCUGCAAAAGCUGCUCGCUACACCUGAACUGCCAGUGGGACCAGCGGCAGCAGGAGUGCCAGGCCCUACCUGCUCAUCUGUGUGGGGAAGGAUGGAGUCAUAUUGGAGAUGCCUGCCUCCGCAUAAAUUCUAGUCGUGAAAGCUAUGACAAUGCCAAACUGUAUUGCUACAAUUUAAGUGGGAAUCUUGCCUCAUUAACAACCUCAAAAGAAGUGGAAUUUGUUCUGGAUGAAAUACAGAAGUAUACACUUCAGAAAAUUUCACCUUGGGUAGGUUUACGCAAGAUCAACAUCUCCUACUGGGGAUGGGAUGACAUGUCUCCUUUUACAAACACAACUCUGCAGUGGCUUCCUGGAGAGCCAAAUGACUCUGGCUUCUGUGCAUACCUAGAAAGAGCAGAGGUGGCAGGUCUGAAAGCGAAUCCAUGCACUGCAAUGGCAGAUGGUCUUGUGUGUGAAAAACCUGUUGUUAGUCCCAACCAGAAUGCCAGACCCUGCAAAAAGCCGUGCUCCCUGCGAACAACAUGUUCUAACUGCACGAGUAAUGGUAUGGAAUGUAUGUGGUGUAGCAGUACAAAACGAUGCGUUGACUCAAACGCCUAUAUAAUCUCCUUCCCAUAUGGACAGUGUCUAGAAUGGCAAACUGCCACAUGCUCCCCUCAAAACUGCUCUGGACUGAGGACCUGCGGACAGUGUUUGGAACAGCCUGGGUGUGGAUGGUGUAAUGAUCCCAGUAACACUGGAAAAGGGCAAUGUUUGGAAGGAUCAUCAAGAGGCCCAAUGAAGCCUGUUGGCAUGCACUCUAAUGAAAUGGUGCUUGAUGCUAGUCUGUGUCCAAAGGAGAAAAAUUACGAGUGGUCUUUUAUCCAGUGUCCAGCUUGCCAGUGUAAUGGCCACAGCACCUGCAUCAAUAGUAAUGUCUGCGAUCAAUGUAGAAACUUAACAACAGGAAAACAAUGUGAAACGUGCAUGCCAGGAUAUUAUGGGGAUCCCACAAAUGGAGGACAGUGCACAGCUUGCACGUGCAGUGGACAUGCAAAUAUUUGUCACAUGCAAACAGGAAAAUGUUUCUGCACGACCAAGGGAAUCAAAGGAGACCAGUGUCAACUGUGA